Molecule: messenger RNA, 1269 nt
Organism: Mucor mucedo
Lineage: Eukaryota; Fungi; Mucoromycota; Mucoromycetes; Mucorales; Mucoraceae
Product: 26S protease regulatory subunit 8
Exons: 4
Coding region: 42-1220 (392 amino acids)
Biological process (GO): proteasome-mediated ubiquitin-dependent protein catabolic process
Cellular component (GO): proteasome regulatory particle, base subcomplex
Molecular function (GO): ATP binding; proteasome-activating activity; ATP hydrolysis activity
Source: RefSeq, a predicted model, not a curated record
CUUCUCUCUCACAACUUUAUUCACCCCCCAUUAAAAAAAAUAUGAAGAAAGAGGGAAUCAAGUCUUAUUACCAAGCAAAGAUUGAAGAAUGCGAAAUCGUCAUGAACGAAAAGUCGCAGGAUUUGAGACGUUUGGAAGCACAAAGAAAUGCUUUAAACGCAAAGGUUCGUCUCUUGAAGGAAGAACUUCAAUUAUUACAAGAACCUGGAUCCUAUGUUGGUGAAGUUGUUAAAGUGAUGGGCAAAAAGAAGGUCUUGGUCAAGGUUCACCCUGAAGGAAAAUUUGUAGUGGAUCUCGGUGCUGAUAUUGAUAUUGCACAAUUAACACCCACCACGCGUGUAGCACUUCGUAACGAUUCUUAUCAACUUCAUAAAGUUUUGCCCAACAAAAUCGAUCCUCUUGUAUCUCUCAUGAUGGUUGAGAAGGUUCCUGAUUCCACCUAUGAAAUGGUUGGUGGUCUCGAUCAACAAAUUAAAGAAAUCAAGGAAGUGAUUGAGUUACCUGUGAAGCAUCCUGAGCUCUUUGAGGCUCUUGGUAUUGCUCAGCCAAAGGGUGUCCUUCUUUAUGGUCCUCCUGGUACUGGUAAAACUCUCUUAGCAAGAGCUGUUGCUCAUCAUACAGAUUGUCGUUUCAUUCGUGUCUCUGGUUCCGAAUUGGUGCAAAAAUAUAUCGGUGAAGGUAGUCGAAUGGUCCGUGAGCUUUUCGUCAUGGCAAGAGAGCAUGCUCCUUCUAUUAUCUUUAUGGAUGAAAUUGAUUCUAUCGGUUCAGCUCGUAUGGAAAGUGGUGGAGGAGGCGAUUCCGAAGUACAAAGAACCAUGUUGGAAUUAUUGAAUCAGCUCGAUGGUUUUGAAGCAACAAAGAACAUCAAGGUCAUCAUGGCCACCAAUCGUAUAGACAUUUUGGAUCCUGCAUUACUGCGUCCUGGACGUAUUGAUCGUAAGAUCGAAUUCCCCCCACCAAGUGAAGAAGCGCGUGCAGACAUUUUAAAGAUUCAUUCUCGCAAGAUGAACUUGACUCGUGGUAUCAACCUUCGCAAGAUUGCCGAAAAGAUGGGUGGAAGUAGUGGUGCUGAAGUAAAGGCCGUUUGUACAGAGGCUGGUAUGUUUGCUUUGCGUGAACGUCGUGUUCACGUCACCCAAGAAGAUUUCGAAAUGUCAGUUGCAAAGGUCAUGAAGAAGGAUUCAGACUCCAAUACCAGUUUGAAGAAACUUUGGAAGUAGAUCAAAUAAAAAUAGUAAUAAUACAUGGACAUUCUUUUUUUUUCAAAAA